This is a messenger RNA of Stegodyphus dumicola, 945 nucleotides long. RefSeq names its product cell adhesion molecule Dscam1-like. Gene Ontology annotation, molecular function: protein binding. Gene Ontology annotation, cellular component: axon; plasma membrane. Gene Ontology annotation, biological process: cell-cell adhesion; axon guidance. Lineage: Eukaryota; Metazoa; Arthropoda; Arachnida; Araneae; Eresidae. The record is from RefSeq and is a predicted model, not a curated record.
GCCAUUAUGCAUGUACAGUAAUACAACUUUUCUGCUGAAUUUACAGUUAUAGGAGAAUAUGUGGUUUAAUCUUCAGAACAUUUUAUUGCAGAAAAAUAUAUAUUCAGAGAUCGUAGCUCUCUACAGAAUUUAUUGAAGAUUAAAAAAACUUACAUUGUACUAAAUACUAGCAGCUAUGUUGAACGAAUAUCCUUUCUCAAAAAUAUUUAUCAUUCAGAUGCUGAUGGUUAUAAUGUGGGAUACCGUUGUAGGCGACGGUUCACUACAAGUUCAGCCCUUCUUCUUUCCACCUAAGUCUAUUAUCGGUAAACGAGUUAGUGUAGCAUGUACUCCAGCAGCUGGGGAAAAAAUGGAAUUCAAGUGGCUGAAAAAUGGUAAAGCAUUAUUAAAAGGACUAAAUAUUGAUAUUCGAACAUACAGUGACCUGACAACUCUUGUCAUAGAUCCACUAACAGAAGAAGACACUGGAAAUUACACAUGCAUCGUCAAUGCUAGAGGAAAAACUGGGAGUUAUACGGCAAAUUUAGAAGUUUUAGUUCCACCAUCCUGGAGCCAUACUCCCUACGAUGUUGAUGCUCUUAGUGGUGAUUCUGUUAUCAUGAACUGCAAAGGUAUUGGCAGACCAAAUCCUACAGUUACGUGGUCCAGAACACAAGGAGAAAACAUGGAAUUUAUACCUAUCAGCAGUUUUACUCAGUAUGCUGUGCAUCCAAAUGGAAGCCUAUUUAUAAAUUCUAUUCAAAAAGAGGACGAAGGAAUGUAUAAGUGUAAUGUAUCAAAUGGAAUAGGCGUACCGUUACUGAAAACCACCGUUGUUAAAGUUAUAGUUACAGUUGUGUGACUAAUCGAGAGAUGAAGAAAUUUUACAGUAAUUUUUGAGAGGCACCGUAGAGAAAGUAUACUAGAAAAAUAUUCGAGACUUGUUUAUUACCUAUUAUGAUUUUA